GCCAGAUGGUCUCGAUCUCCUGACCUCGUGAUCCGCCCGUCUCGGCCUCCCAAAGUGCUGGGAUUACAGGCUUGAGCCACCGCGCCCGGCCCGGAUCAUUCUUUAUUAGCCUCAAAACGGGUCAUUUUCGGAAGCGGCGCGGGGCAGGCCGCGCUCCCCAUGGUGUUUACGGGGAUGCGAACGGGGGCCCAGAGGCUGCGAGCCCGGCCUGGACCCAGGAGCCAGGGGUAUCCCACAAGUUCCGCAGGCUCCGAACGCGGCGCUGACGCCGAAUACCUGUGAAAAAGAUUCCGGGAGGGGACACGCAGAACGCCGGACUUCCGCCGCGGGAACCGCCCCCCCUCACGCCUCGCACUGCGCCUGCACCUCGCGCGCCGACUUCCAGUCCCAGCAGCCCGCGCGCGGGGGCGGGGCCUCCGGGGAGAAUUGGGGGAGGGGCGGGGCCUCCGUGGAGAAAUCCGAGGAGGGGCGGGGCGUCCGGAGAGUGGGGCGGGGCUCCCGGUUCCCGGAGCGUUCGCCACUGUGCGCGGGGUCCCGGAGGCCUAGGCAGCUGCCGCCCGCUGUCCCCGCAGUCCUCGCCGCGAGCGUCAUGGCCCAGCCGCCGCCCGACGUGGAGGGGGACGACUGUCUCCCCGCGUACCGUCACCUCUUCUGCCCGGACCUGCUGCGGGACAAAGUGGCCUUCAUCACAGGUGGCGGCUCUGGGAUUGGGUUCCGGAUUGCUGAGAUUUUCAUGCGGCACGGCUGCCACACGGUGAUCGCCAGCAGGAGCCUGCCACGAGUGCUGAUGGCCGCCAGGAAGCUGGCUGGGGCCACCGGCCGGCGCUGCCUGCCUCUCUGUAUGGAUGUCCGAGCGCCCCCAGCUGUGACGGCUGCCGUGGACCAGGCUCUGAAGGAGUUUGGCAGAAUUGACAUUCUCAUUAACUGUGCGGCUGGGAACUUCCUGUGCCCCGCUGGCGCCUUGUCCUUCAACGCCUUCAAGACCGUGAUGGACAUCGACACCAGCGGCACCUUCAAUGUGUCUCGCGUGCUCUAUGAGAAGUUCUUCCGGGACCACGGAGGGGUGAUCGUGAACAUCACUGCCACCCUGGGGAACCGGGGGCAGGCGCUCCAGGUGCAUGCAGGCUCUGCCAAGGCUGCUGUGGACGCGAUGACACGACACUUGGCUGUGGAGUGGGGUCCCCAGAACAUCCGCGUCAACAGCCUCGCCCCUGGCCCCAUCAGUGGCACAGAGGGGCUCCGGCGACUGGGUACGGCUCUCAGGGAGCCCAGGCCUCCCACAGAUCCUCCCCUGGGGCACAGGGUACCCAUGGAAGCUUCCAGAACCUUGGCAGGGGGUGGCCCCCAGGCCAGCCUGAGCACCAAGGUCACUGUGAGCCCACUGCAGAGGCUGGGGAACAAGACCGAGAUUGCCCACAGCGUGCUCUACCUGGCCAGCCCUCUGGCUUCCUAUGUGACGGGGGCUGUGCUGGUGGCCGAUGGCGGGGCAUGGUUGACGUUCCCAAACGAUGUCAAAGGGCUGGCGGAUUUCGCAUCCUUCUCUUCUAAGCUCUAGGAUUCUUCUGGCCGCUGCUUCCCUCCGCCUCACAGCCAGGUGGAGAGCACCAGUCUGAACCAGCAAUGCCUGCAGCCCAGCCCCUCCUCCGGACACUCAGCUGUUUCUGCACUCUCCCUCCCCAUGGUCCCAACUCCAGGGCAGGAGCAACCGGACAGUGGGCCUGGCCCGUGGAGCUGCCAUGCAGGUGUCUGAGGGCCAGGUGCCACGCAGGUGGUGCGGGUGCAGACAAGAUACUGAGAUGUCCCCUGCCCCAUGGUCAAGGCUGUCCUGCCUGCCUGGGUCCGGGGCCUGAGGGAGCCACAUGGAUCCUGAGACUUGUGUUCUCUUGGCUGAAAACACUGAGGUGCUCCCGUCGGUGCAUGGCCCAUGAGCUGGGAUGGGCCUCAGGCUGCCCACAAGGUCCGCCCCUCUGUCUCUGCACCACCUGUUUGCACAAACACACUUUGCUACAAUCUUGCUAGAUAGUGCAUUUUCUUAAAAGAUAAUCUAUUUACUGUGAAAAUAAACUGGACUUUGCCAAAGCUUUUAGAAGGAAAAGAGCAUUAAAGAGAAUUGCUGGUGACCC
Molecule: messenger RNA, 2123 nt
Organism: Piliocolobus tephrosceles (Ugandan red Colobus)
Lineage: Eukaryota; Metazoa; Chordata; Mammalia; Primates; Cercopithecidae
Gene: DECR2
Product: 2,4-dienoyl-CoA reductase 2
Exons: 9
Coding region: 590-1555 (321 amino acids)
Biological process (GO): fatty acid catabolic process
Cellular component (GO): peroxisome
Molecular function (GO): 2,4-dienoyl-CoA reductase (NADPH) activity
Source: RefSeq, a predicted model, not a curated record